This is a messenger RNA of Parnassius apollo (apollo), 606 nucleotides long. The record is from the annotation of a GenBank genome assembly. NCBI's taxonomy places the organism in Eukaryota, Metazoa, Arthropoda, Insecta, Lepidoptera, Papilionidae.
AUGCAUCGACUUUUUGCUGAGCUGGAGCCAUCUGUAACCGUCACCGAGAAAAACCUGGGAGACCGAGUUCGGUAUAUCUUGCGCUCAAAUACAUUUGAUGUCACAGAACUCGAACGGCUACGACGUGAGGCUGUUCCUUCAUCUGGUGAAAAUGCUGCGGCUGAGGAUGCGGCGCCACAACUUGCUGAGCAAACGGCAAAUGUGGAUGCCGCCGUGAAUACGCCAGUUGUGGUUGAUUCAAACGAUGACGGAACAGUCGCCCAGGAAAUGGAACUAGAGCAAAUGAGGAGUACAUUGGAGGAGGCGAAUGUGGAAACGCGCAGUACGCCUCUCGAAAAUCGACCGCGACUUCCCCGCUUAGCCCUAAGCAAGCUGAAUCGGGCUGUCGUGAGGGCUCUGAACCCAAUGCUGGUUACCUACUUGGAAGCCAGCCGGGACCUUUGCGAGACGGACUCAAUUCUUUUUGGCGCCGCACUGGCAGUCUGCCGUAUUAUAGGCGCCAAACUUUCCACGGCUGGACGCGCUACUGGACAAAGUAGUGCUAUCCCAGCACGGAGAAUAAGAAUUGAAGAACGUAUCGCAAGGGCUAGGGCCCUCAUCGGCUGA